AUUGAUACCUUAUCUCGGCUCUUGAUUUGUUCUGCCCCCUCCUUAAUCUUCUUCUCCGUAUAAUUAUAAAUAAUUACUGUUUUGGGGUUAAUGUUUACAUCUCCAUGGGUUGUGGCGCUUCCAAGUUCGACGCCCACGAAGGUGCGGCGGCGGGAGCGCAACAAACCCACCACCACAACGUCGAUUCCCCUCAUCCGCCGCCGGCCGCCACCGAUGAGGGAGCUGGCGAUGCCGGAGCAAGGAAGAGCAGCGUAUCGUCUGCCAGUAGGUUACGAGGGCUGAGGAAGAUUAAAGAGGAGGUGCAUGCUAUUAGAAGACAUCAUCUUCAUCAUCACCAUCAUGAGGUUGAUAAGCUGUUAUUGCCGCCACCGCCGCCGGCUAAGGACGGCGGGAGGAUGGUGGUGGUUGUGAAGAAGGCAGCGGCAGGGGAGGUAGGGAAGGAUGAAUUCGGCGGCGGCGGCAGAGGAGGAGGAGAAGGGCAUAGGGAAGACAGCAUUAUGGUUUCUCUUGGGUCACCGAGUUUCCGGGUUUAUUGUGUUGAUGAUGACUUGUUGCCUCAUAAGGUGGUGGAUGAUCAUCAUCAUCAUCAUCAUCAUGAUUCUCAAACUCAUGAUGAUCACGAAGUUAACAUGGAAGAUGAAGAAAAGGAAAACAAAGUACCAGUAGAGGAUGGAUCAAAUAAGGGAGAAGAAGGGAAAAGGAAUAAGAAGGGGAAGAGAGGAAGGGGGAUAAUGAGUGUGUUGCCAAGAGGGGGAGGAUCAGGUGGGAUGAGACACAUUCUUCAUCCACAUCGUUUAGGCAACCAUUCUAAUCAACCACAUUAAUCCUAAUUAUGCAUUGAUCGAUGAAGAAUUAAUUAAUUAUUAUGAAAUCCCAUAUGUAUCCUCCUCCCAUUUCUUCAGGGAAGCAAUUUUAUGAGACAUUUGUAAUCUCGUUUUGAUCGACUUUGUAUACUGCUAUGUCGUUUGUGGUUUUGAUGUUUUAAAUCAAAUUCAAACUUAUAUGUGAAAGAGAUAAAAGUAAAAGAAACUGAAAAUAAAUUUGAUUUUAUGUAUAUGGCUUUUAAUUUGUUUUAUUCUUUCAUUGUAUUAAUAUAAAUCAAAAGUUCAUUAACAACAUCGAUUGUGGCCAAUCUUGGUCUGAAUGUAAUGCGAUAAAAUUGUAUAGAGUUUGUGACCAAAUCAUGUAUCAUAUGGAAC
This is a messenger RNA of Linum tenue, 1199 nucleotides long. NCBI's taxonomy places the organism in Eukaryota, Viridiplantae, Streptophyta, Magnoliopsida, Malpighiales, Linaceae. The record is from the annotation of a GenBank genome assembly.